Molecule: messenger RNA, 3404 nt
Organism: Pseudophryne corroboree (corroboree frog)
Lineage: Eukaryota; Metazoa; Chordata; Amphibia; Anura; Myobatrachidae
Gene: ILDR1
Product: immunoglobulin like domain containing receptor 1
Exons: 8
Coding region: 283-1869 (528 amino acids)
Cellular component (GO): plasma membrane
Molecular function (GO): high-density lipoprotein particle receptor activity
Source: RefSeq, a predicted model, not a curated record
GGUGGUUCUGUGCUGGGAGGGGCAGAGGGUUACCCUCUGCUGCCAGUCACUGGGGGAGGGGGAGCAGGUUUCUGGAUGGGACUGAUGAAGUUUCAGUCUGGGUGUUUUGGUGUCUGAGCACCUCUGAUGGUUAGGGGUCCCUGGAGGUCCCAGUCUGCUCUAUACCUGGAAGGGGUGUGUGUGCCUAUGGAGUGCUAUAUACUGCCAGGAGGGAACUCUCAGGUUUAAUCAGAGGUGAAGGAGACGGAUGCAACAGGCUGCCCUGCUAUCAUAUGCUGCACCAUGGCACUGCUGGGACUGCUGUUUGUGUCUACCUGCAUGUACUCAGGAUGCCAGGCAUUGCAAGUCACUGUGCAGUACGCCGAGCGGUACACCAUGUUAUUCUCCAACGUCAUUCUCAAGUGUGAUUACAGCACCUCGGCGCAGGUGCAGGACAUAACCGUCACCUGGCUGUACAAGUCCUUCUGCAAAGAUCCCAUCUUCGACUACUACUCGGCCUCCUAUCAGGCGGCUUUGAGUUUGGGACAAGACCCUUCCAUUGACUGUAAUGACAACCAGCGUGAAGUGCGUAUCGUCAUCCAAAAACGCGGGCAGAAUGAGCCUGUACUGGGCACUGAUUACAGACAGCGCAAGAUCACUAUUCAGAACAAAGCCGACUUGGUCAUCAGUGAAGUCAUGUGGUGGGAUCACGGUGUCUAUUACUGCACUGUGGAGGCUCAGGGAGACACGUCCGGGGAUCCCGACAAGGAAAUCAAGCUGAUUGUGCUGCAUUGGCUUACCGUGCUGCUCAUUGUUCUGGGGGGGCUAUUGCUAAUAAUGCUCUUUGGGAUCUGUUGCUGCCAGUGCUGUCCCCAAUGUUGCUGCUGCUACGUCCAGUGCCCAUGUUGCCCGGCCAAAUGCUGCUGCCCGGAGGAAGCCAUUGCCCGCCACCGAUACAUGAAGCAGAUGCAAGGUCUUGUUCCCUGGAUGGUGGAGAAACCUUUUUACGCUGGAGCUGACCGGAAUUCUCAGCACUCCUCCUAUCAACUCAACCCGUUACUUCAGAGAGACUUCUCAUUGCAGAACAGCCAGCCGAUGGUCAGGCAGCCGAGCUACCCGCAAAGCAACAACAAAGUGCUUGAUUUUCUGGAGACCGAAAUUAAAAACCUGAACACAACGCAGCCACUGGCACGGGGCCCUCACCGUAGCGCAGCCAGCCACCACCCCAGCUUGUUGUCUUCCCUGGGCGAGACUGGGGUGGUAGAGCGUAGAGUCAUCCAGCUUCCGCCCAUUGUAGAGCACGUCGUCAACUCUCACAGGAGUAGCAACUCCUCCCAACACCGAAGACAGAACUCAUGGGACCCGCUGGAGAGUGACAGAGACAGACGGAGGAAUAGGUCGCUGGAAGACUCCUACUCCACUGACAGUGAUUGGAGAGACCGGCCGAGAGGCGACAGACCUCAUGGAUACAGGAGGGACCUGCCAAGUGAUGGCCGCUCAAGAAGAGAUCUCUCCCCACCUCGCAGGCAUGAACGAGGCAGUCCCAGCGGGGAUUUUGCUUACGAUGACUAUCGCGAUCGUUUCUCUGGCAGAAGACGUUCUCCUGAGAGAGAGCAGCGGUCCAGGAGAAGAGGAAGCCCAGAACGCUACACGCGGCGGCGGAGUCACUCUCCGCCGUAUGAACGGAACUCGUUGAGUUCGGACGAUGACAGCCAGCCUGCCAGGGGCAGGAGGGAGAGGCGCCCGCAGUCUAAUGAGUGGCCGGAGGAUAGACCGCCCAGCUACAAGUCUAUUGACAUCACUGUAGGAAAGAACAAAAAGCGGCAAGGGUCUGCUGGGAGGCCGUCGGACCGGGCCAGUUCCAGAAGCGGCAGGAGCAUGGUCAUUUAGCCGCAGAACCUGCGAUGAGAAACAUCCAGAGGCAACGCUACGGAACUGUGAUAAUGUUCUGCGUCAUGAAAAUAUUUGUCCUGACGAGGACGGCACACCGGGAGUCUAGACAGCUGCUAUGGCCAGGCAUCACCGCGGAGCCAGGCUUAGACAUGAACAAGUCCAGGGAAUGGAUAGAAGUUCCGGCACUGCAAGUUUACCCAUAACGAAGAGGCCAGUAAAAUACCGCAGCUGCUUCUCAUUAGAGCGGAAACAUUCUAAAAAAUGACACUUAUGACGAACUGUAAUUGGGGCCCUUGCAGGAUUGGAGCCUGAUGAUUACUGAUGCUUUAAGCAACUGGGCCUCAAGCCGUUGAUAAAAGCAGACCCAACAAAUACACGUUUAAAGUAAACCUUUUCUACAGUAGACCGAUGACUGAGAUGUUCCCUGCUCAGUGACUGUUUCACAGCGCAACCUAGAAGUUUGAUCACUGGUGGCAUUUAAUAGAAAAGAGAAGGUGGAGGCAGGUAGAGCAGCAUUCUAUUAGUAUAAAAAGACCUGUUGCCAAAUUAUAAUAGCCCACGAGUUGCAGAAAGUGCUGUUUGUUCAACUUAACCGUAAGAUUUAAAGCACUGAUUUAAAAAAAAAUUUUUUUUAAGGCAAAAUCAAUCUGAUUUUGCAGUGAUUCAGUGCAAAGAUCUUCGGAACCCUGGCAUUUUCGCCACCCACAGUUGUUUUUGGCCAAUGUAGCUUUAUAGAUUUAACUAAAAAGGUACCAGAGUCUGUUCAAAUACUGUAACCUUCAAAAUACCAUCACUUAGUCCAUGGGUCUUCAACCUGCGGCCCUCCAGCUGCUGUGAAACUGCACAUCCCAGCAUGCCCUGCCACAGUUUUGCUAUUACGGCAUGCUAAAACUGAGCAGGGCAUGCUGGUCUGUGUAGUUCUACAACAGCUGGAGGGCCACAGGUUGAAGACCCAUGACUUAGACAAACACUCACCUAUGACCACUCCAGUGAACGAAUGAGUUACUUUUUUUCAUUCUACAUGACUGCAAACAAGCAUUAGUGCGUUCUAUGGAAAAACUGCACGUGCGGAAUCUGCAACUACUGUAGAAGUUAUAUCAUUUGUCUGUAGAACAAGAUGAUGUCUCGUACUGCAAAUAAUUACCAGGGCUCAUUCAUGAAUGCCGCAUAUUGGUGCUAAAAUUGUACUGAACCACAGCAGCCUAUCAGGAAUCUGCUUUUGGGUGUCUAGUGCAAGCUAGAAGAUCAAAGAAGGUAUCUCAUUGGUUGCUGUAUGACUUUCCACCCAAAUGAAAUGUUAGUAAAUCAGCACUUCUGUGUUUACAUGUAGAAGUGUAGGGAGUUUAUAUUUUGUCGUUUUUAUUUGCAGACACUCUUCCCUCCAUACAUUUGUAUUACUUUGUGGACUUUUUAAACGCCAUUGGCCAUAUAUGACCUUUGUAAAUACUGACUGUAAUCAUAGAUUGCAAUAAUAUCUCUGUGAUAUCAGGUUAUGUACAGUACGUGUAAUGUAAAUAAAUGAGCUGACUUUA